Coccinella septempunctata (seven-spotted ladybird) is the source of this 1024-nucleotide messenger RNA. RefSeq lists its product as uncharacterized. The transcript has 2 exons. The record is from RefSeq and is a predicted model, not a curated record. Lineage: Eukaryota; Metazoa; Arthropoda; Insecta; Coleoptera; Coccinellidae. The coding region runs from base 265 to 852 and encodes 195 amino acids.
ACUGAAUUUGAAAAGGAGAACCGGCAUUAAACUUCAAGAGCUCUAGGAGCUACAGGGUGUCCUACAUCACUUGCUAUCGCAACAAAUGAAGUUUCUUCAGAUAAAUUGACGAAGUUACACCAAGUGAAUAUUAACUGUUAAUCGAUACAUUGUAAUGUGAUUUUCGGUCCCGUUUGGAUUCCUCUGAAACUGAAUAAGUUUCCAACAUCCGGUUGAUUCAAAGACUCCUUCGUCUGCAUUGGAGAAUAAAAACGAUACUCCACAAUGUCAACAGUAGUGUCAGAAACCAUGACCGCAAUGGAAGAGCUCAAAAUGAGGGAAAAACCAACCUCCAGACUUGUCCGUACCUCCUCCUUAGAAAAAAUCAAGGAAUUCAACAAUUACAUCUGUUCCCAGAACUACAUAAUCCUUCCAGCCCUCUUGAACUGGCUAAAAUCGUCCCAACCCGGCCUAGAGACCAACCUAGAUGUCGCCACCGCAUUUUACCGUCACCUGCUGUACAACAUCCUCCUGUACAAAGUGAUCGAAUUCAAGAUUGUCUGCAAGGGCUGCAUCAGGAAGUCCAGGAAACUCUUCAACGCGCAGUUCAAACGGCUGGCAAACGGAACAGCGUCGAGGAUCAAGGACACUGAUUUCCUGUUCAAAUCCGCCGUUUACGUCGUGGUGGUGAUUGUGAAUUUGGAAAUUACCACCUGUUUUUACUUGUUGUUAGCUAACAGCGCACCAUUAGGACUGCUCUUCUUGACCGUCUGUUGCUUAUGGUCCGUUGUUUUCCUGUUCUACGAGUCAAUCGCUCACUUCGAAGAACAAAGGAGGAAAUGGUCGACGAAGAUCAAGACGAAAGCGAACUGAUUCCUCGGUACGUCGAGCAGCAGCCACCGAGCCGUCCAGAUUUAAGUUCCAUCGAUGCGUUCGCGUCUCGAAUUGACCGAUUUCGGAGGAGGGCUUCCAUUUCGUCGCUAUAUGCAUCGCUCAUCGAUUCAUUAUUUAUAUUUCACUGCAUUUUGGGGCAUGUCGAUUUAGU